AUGCCUUCCAGGCCCCUGCGCACCUUUAGCAUCCAGCUCUGUCUAGUUGAAACUGCUGAGAUCUUUUCAGUGCCUCAAUGCCAAAAUGAUUUGACUCUGAAGAAGCUUAAAUCACAUUUAGAACUCUUGACUGGGAUCCCCUUUCACUUCCAGCGACUUCAGUACCUGGAUGAAGCAGAUCUGCCAGAUGAGUCUACAUUUAAGGACAAUGACAUUGUCCCUGGUGGAAGGAUCAAAAUGCGCACCUGGCGGCACGAUGGCUGGGGACACCUGGUGGCAGCUGCUGCAGAAGGAGAUACUGACAAGCUAGCCCAUCUGGGAGUUACGGAGGACUCUGCAGGCACCACACCAAAUGCAGAGUUACUGGGACCAGAGCAGAAAAAGGACUGGGUAGCACACCGAGCUUUUGUGGCACUGUUCAUUGCCGUCCACAGAGGUCACAUUGAAACUGCCAAGUUUCUGCUGAUAAAUGGUGCGGAUCUGCACGCUAAGACCCCUCUCGGAAGGACGGCCCUUCACGUCGCUGCUGCCAUGGGCCGCUGUGACUGUAUCGAGCUGCUCCUGAGCUGGGGGGCACAAGCUCUGGUCCCGGACGACGAGGGAGAGACUGCAGUCAGCUUGGCCCGUCUGUGGGGCCAGAAGCAGAGCCAGGACAUCCUGAGCCGCUCCCCUCGCCCUCUGCCGCCCUCCCGCCCCCUCACUCGGGCCUUGCAGCCGACGUCUGCUCCCACCUCCUGA
Molecule: messenger RNA, 738 nt
Organism: Calypte anna (Anna's hummingbird)
Lineage: Eukaryota; Metazoa; Chordata; Aves; Apodiformes; Trochilidae
Gene: ANKRD60
Product: ankyrin repeat domain 60
Exons: 4
Coding region: 1-738 (245 amino acids)
Molecular function (GO): protein binding
Source: RefSeq, a predicted model, not a curated record